AUGAAGAAUUUUUCAUUUCCUAUGCAGGAUAGCACACAUCAGACCGAGAGUCCUCCUCCUUACAGUUUCCUGAGUUUGACAAAUCAGUCAGAUCCUAUUGGAAGACCAGAAAGAGAUGAGCAAUUAGCUCAAGUAGAGAUUGCUGUACUGGGGGUCAUAUUUCUGACAGCGUCUGUGGGCAAUUUCAUUCUCAUACUGGUGCUGUGGCGAAGAAGAAAGAAGCUGUCUAGGAUGUAUGUGUUCAUGCUUCACCUCAGCAUUGCUGACUUAGUGGUAGCCUUUUUCCAAGUGCUGCCUCAACUCAUAUGGGAUAUUACAGAUGUUUUCAUAGGGCCAGAUUUCUUGUGCAGAAUUAUCAAGUAUCUACAAUUGCUGGGCAUGUUUGCCUCUACUUAUAUGAUAGUGGUCAUGACAGUGGACAGAUAUCAAGCUGUUUGCUACCCUAUGGUCACUUUUCAAAAGAAGAGAGCUCUCUGGAACAUUCCCAUUUGCACCAGCUGGUCCAUAGCACUGAUUCUUAGCCUACCACAGGUAUUUAUCUUUUCUAAGACUGAAAUAUCUCCAGGUGUCUUUGAAUGUUGGGGUGAAUUUAUUCAGCCUUGGGGCCCAAGGGCAUAUGUGACUUGGAUUUUUGUAGUUAUAUUCUUCAUUCCCUCAGCAAUCCUUAUCACAUGCCAGGUCAAGAUUUGCAAAAUAAUCAGAAGAAACAUAAAUGUGAAAAAACAGAAUGAAUGUGAAGCAACAAAUCAGAAUCAAGUCCUGCCAUCCCGAGCAAGCAGUGUGAACUGUAUUUCAAAGGCUAUGAUCAAGACAGUAAAAAUGACAGUGGUGACAGUUGUUGCAUAUGUUUUCUGCUGGUCCCCGUUCUUCAUUGCGCAGCUGUGGUCCGUAUGGUUCCCCAGCAUCCUGACCGAAGGUUCGGCAUUCACCAUUAUAAUGCUCCUUGGCAAUCUGAAUAGUUGUGCCAACCCAUGGAUUUACAUGUAUUUCUGUGGCCAGAUCCCAUAUUGCACAAAUAAGCAGCUGGAGAAUACCUCGGCUCAAGAGGAAUCGGUGUUCACGGGGAGCAUUCAUCUCGUAGACAGAGACCCUGAGGAAAACAGUACUUCUGCAUAAAUGCUGAGAGCUUUUUGUUGUUUUGUUGCAUUCCCUCUGUUCAAAAGACACUAAUAUUUUACCACCAUCCCUUAUUUUGUGGAUAAGGAAGCUGAAAAAUUGGUUUUUGUUGUAAAAAUAGAUUUCUCUGCAGUUCUGUAGCGAAUACAGGAAGUUUCUGCGUUGUGCAAGCCUGACUCAGUGCUUCAAUCACCGCUGUCUUAUCAGAAUGAAUUCCUGUAAGACUGACAAGGAUACAUGAAAGUAUCUUAGAUGUUUUGUGUCCCAAAGUACUUCCCCAUCUGUGAUUUCGGAUUUCUAAGUGGUAAAAUUUUAUUACUACCUGGUCCAGCAAAUUGAAACACAGUUGAAAAGGAACCUGAUACAAUUAAACUUGAAUAUGUUUUCAGAGUGAACCAUGAAUUGUUCAUCAUUCUGGUGUGAUUGGGGUACAGUGACAAAUCUUGAGAAGGCAGCACAAAGUCAGAAAAAGCUUUUGCCAGGUCUUACUAGCACUUUGUUGAAAUUAACUCUUUAUAUACAUUUAUAAAAUGCCAAACAGCUUAAUAUAAUUUAAAAAAAAUAAAAUUAUUUGGUGUGCUUGUGACAUUGAACCCUUACUUCAGUUUAAAGUUCCAUUGUGGAUCACAGGUGUCAGCAGCAUAGCAGCAGUUCAGGUUUUUUCUCUUCACACCAUGGGAUUUGAUUUUCCAUGCAUUUCCUGAUGUGAAAACAGUUAACUGCACAGCUAUGCACACCCCCCCAACACACAUAUACAUACUCUAAAUAAAAGGGGGUGCUAAGGGUGUACACUUCCAUUUGGCAUUCAUGUGUUCUAGCAUGGGAUUUAUAGGCAGAGAAACAAUUAUUAUUCUAUUCCUUAGUUCCCCUUUAGGUUCAAAUUCAAAUAUUUCCCUUUGCUGUAAAAAUAAAUCUGCAUAUUUUUAUCUCAAAUGCUAUUUGGUUGCUGUUUUUUGGGUGUUAUAUGCAGGUAGCUAUUUAUUUCCUUUCAGUGUCUGCAAUCUGAUCAGAGGAAUAUGGAAGGAAUAUCAGCAAGGCUCUUUCAAGUGAGAAUGGAUCUGCAUUCCUAGGGACUUUUUGUGGCACUUACGUCUGGUGACAUGUAAUCUGUCUACAUUGUACUGUGUUUCAUCACAUUUCAGUUUUCUGAGGGCUAGCAGUUUCAAAUGUCAGUAGAAAAGCUAUACAAUUGUGGGGUUUUAAUAGUCUUUAAAUUGUAGUCAAAUAAAUAUUGUUUUAAAAUAAAUACUGAUCACAUUGUGAGAAAUUCUGCUGUAGAGUGAAUAGUUACACAUCAAGUUAAUUUAUGCUGCUAUGACUGCAUAUUCUGUGAUUUCUAUUCUCUGUAUAGUUAGACCAGAUAAGGACAAGAACCAAAUAUUGCUGUUCUUUAUAAUGGGAAGAGCUUGUGCCCCAGCCCAGCUGACAAGGACAGGUCUCUGGCUGUUAGGAAGAGGAAGAAGGUGGGUAAAGGUAGAUAGAUAUCAGGAUAGACUGGUAUUAGAGCCAGACAGGAAUGGGAAAUUUGUAAAUUUAUCUAUCAGUGUUCUUGGAAGUUGUAGUUUGAGCAUUUUGUGCCCUUGUUUUACUCUGUGUUUUGAGUCUUCCUUUGAACUAUACAUUUUUCAAUUCACUGCACUCAGAUUUCCAACAGGUACUACAGUAUCUCAUUAAAAGAGAGGGUUGACUUUAGCACAACUGUAGUCUGGCCAAGGUGUUUAUUCUAUAUGUGGGAGAAUCACUAACUCAAAUUAUGAGUCCCCAGGGGCACUGUGGAAGCCCAUAAAAAUGAAAAAAAAAAAUCCAGCUAUCAGAUGAAAGCCUUUCUCAUCAAAGCCUAGAUUCUGUUUUCUCACACAAAUAAAUUCUGAGUAGAAAAAUACCUAGUGUUCCCAGUCUUGAAAUGAAUUACUAUGUUGUUGAUGCUGGCACUGUGAUACGCUUUCUGGUUAUCUGGGUGGAGAUUUUUUUUACUUUCCAUGGUUUUGUUACUACUUGGGAAAGGCACAGUUCAUUAAAAGGAAUUAGAUUCUUGCUUAAAAAUUAGUAGUUUAUAUUUUGCAGUACAGAUAAGAAGAACCAAAGACAAUGUAAUCUAUCAACUCUGUAAAGAUUUACGACAG
Molecule: messenger RNA, 3239 nt
Organism: Cyanistes caeruleus (blue tit)
Lineage: Eukaryota; Metazoa; Chordata; Aves; Passeriformes; Paridae
Product: arg8-vasotocin receptor-like
Biological process (GO): regulation of systemic arterial blood pressure by vasopressin; positive regulation of vasoconstriction; cellular response to hormone stimulus
Cellular component (GO): plasma membrane
Molecular function (GO): vasopressin receptor activity; peptide binding
Source: RefSeq, a predicted model, not a curated record